Messenger RNA from Belonocnema kinseyi, 1815 nucleotides. RefSeq lists its product as uncharacterized. Bases 91 to 1236 code for a protein of 381 amino acids. The transcript is spliced from 5 exons. NCBI's taxonomy places the organism in Eukaryota, Metazoa, Arthropoda, Insecta, Hymenoptera, Cynipidae. The record is from RefSeq and is a predicted model, not a curated record.
GUAGGAUUAAUCUCGAAAUCUUUAUUUACAAUUUUUAUUGGUGAGAAAGAGGAUAUUUUAAUUUAGUUUAUAAUUGUUAAUAAUUUUAGUAUGAAGUCAGGUAAAAAAUCGACCAAGAGUAAAAAAGGAAGUGCAUCAUCUUCUUCUCGUGCUGUCACAAUAAGUAACAAUUCACUGGCAACCAAUUUUUCUGGCCCGAAAUCAAAAAACAUUGCUGAAGAGCAGAACGUCUAUUAUUUAAUUAAUUCAAUUACAACAGAAAUUGUUCAGUCAGCUAUGGACGAAAUAUAUCAAAUAUAUCUUGAAAGGACGUCUUCUUCUUUUGCUGCCAACUGUGCACAUUUAGCGUGGCUUCAAUGUUUUAAUUUAAUGGAUUUAAAACAUGACUCCGGAGAAAACUCUUCAUCGAUUGAAAAAUUUUGGUCUCCUGACGAAGAAUGUAAACCAGUUCCGAGAGAUUCCUGGACAUGUCGAAAUAUUCCCAUCCGAGUUUCGAAAAAACCCGAAAUAAUUCAUUCAGAACCAAAACUUUGUAAAAGUAUUCGGUUAAGUGAGAAUGCCUUCAUACCUCCUAUCAAAAAAAUUCCGGGAAAGUCUUCUCUACUGGCUAUUCAGGGUUCAGUUGAGAUUAAGACGAAGUCAUCGAGGAGUAGGAGAAAGCAGCCAAAGCAGCAGCAGCAGCAAAUACCGGAAGUGAGUGCUGAUGCGGAGUCUCAGGAAGACAAGCAAGAAUUCCCAAGCGAGAUUGAUCGGGCGGAAGAGCUAUCGAUAUUCACUGAAACCAUCAGCAUGUCUACGAAGGAUCUUCCGAUGUCAAAGUGGCCUAAAAAGCAGACGUCAAAAAAAUCGCCUUGCCAGAAAAAAAUACCUAGCUGGGCUAUCGAUACGUCAGGCCCCCUACACAGAUCUGAAUCAGUAAAAAUGAGCGCAGUUCAUCCUGAUCCCUUGGAAUCUUAUCAUGUUCGUUUUUACGAAAAUAGGGCAGGUGUACCCAUACCAAUAGGGGAAAGGUACCAGGCGUACAUAGAUGGUGAUUUCAUUAUUGGUCUAGUACUAUUAGCUAAAGGCAAGAUGUUCCCAUUACUUAAUAGUGAACAGCACAGAAUUAAAGAAAACGUAGAGGACCAUCAGCAGUAUAAUUUAACGGAAACUGAAAAUAGCGAAUUUCCUUUCUUCCAACGGUUCAUGGACAUGUCGCACGUUUUUGAAGUCAUAAAGCUAGAAUUCAACCAGUAGACAUUCAACCGAACAAUAUAAAAAAGUUGAAAAUAAAAUAAAAAAGUAUAUAGAAUACUCUGAGAGACUUUCCAUUUGAAUGAAUGAAAAAACGUUUGAAACUUCAGUAUUCUACAAAAUCAAAAUACGAAAAAGUGAUACGUUUCAAAAAUUAAUAUAGUGGUUCUCAACUGGCGAAUUUCAUAUUUUUGUUACAAUAAGUGGAAAAAGUGUUGCACUAUUUAUCCUAAAAAGUGUAAAUAUUUAAUAUUCAGUGUAUCAAAGUAAACGAGAGAUUUCAGGACGACAUUAACGUAAUAAAUUUGAAAUACCAAAAAUAAUAUUUUCAAACUUUCGUAGAGAUAAUAUGAGGUUCUGAAAUCCACUACACGAAAAAUUAUGACUCAUCGUUCAAAGAAUCGAGCGCAAGAAAGAAGUAUACUUGUAGUGGCAGAGGUAAACAACACACUACUAAUCCAUUUAAUUGUGAACACUAGGCCCAAUCCUGAACCACAUAUAUACAAAACACAUUGAUUCUACGCAACACAUCUUAGCUUAAGCCUGACACCUAUUUUAACCCACACAUAGCAACGUUCGCUC